AUGAAGGUCGCAAUCGUUGGCGCAACGGGCCAGACGGGCUCCGUCAUUGCCAAGGCCCUUCUCGAGUCGACGACGCCGAAAUUUGAAGUCACAGCCCUCACGAGGCCCUCGUCGCUGCAGAAACCCCAAGUUCUUGAGCUGGCCGAGAAAGGGGUCAACAUUGUCGCUGCCGACCUUACGGGCUCCGAGGAAGAAUUGAAGAAAGCACUUACGGGUAUCGAGGCCGUCAUCUCGACCAUCUACGGAGCCAGUGUGACAGCCGAAAUACCCCUUAUCAAUGCCGCCAAGGCUAUCGGGGUUCAACGAUACGUGCCCUGCUUCUUUGCAACUGUUGCACCACCUACAGGCGCUCUUCGACUUCGAGAACUGAAAGAGGAGACUUUCAAUCAUAUCAAGAAGAUCAAGCUCCCAUACACUAUUAUCGACGUCGGCUGGUGGUAUCAGGUCAAUCUUCCCCGGCUCCCAUCUGGCCGCAUCGACUAUGCAGUUAUGGAAACCACGGAUGGCAUCGCUGUCGACGGGAACGUGCCGGUAGCGUUUACCGACCUGCGCGAUGUUGGGCCAUAUACUGCUCGGAUUAUCUCCGAUCCUCGAACCCUGAAUCGCAUGGUCUUUGCAUACAAUGAAGUCUUGACUUUUAACCAGAUGUACGACAUAGCUGAGAAAGUAAGCGGCGAGAAACUCCACCGCAAAUAUGUCCCCGCGGAGGAAAUUGAAGCUCGAGUCCGCGAGUGGGAGGAAAAGAACCCAGCCCCCGAUUCAGUUGAGUUCAUAACGCUGUCGCAGCUGCAGUACUGGUACUCCUGUUGUGUCCGUGGAGACAAUACUCCUGAAAAUGCCCAGUACCUGGGGUACCUAUUGGUCAAGGAUCUCUAUCCUGAGUUCGUCGGAACUACGCUGGAGACUUACGCCAGGGACGUUCUCGAAGGAAGGGGAAGGAAAGUGUAUGAGCAUAUUCAGGACCUGAUCUCGAUCAAAGCUGCCAAGGCCCGGCAAUGA
Messenger RNA from Fusarium falciforme, 999 nucleotides. Its product is annotated as NmrA domain-containing protein. Bases 1 to 999 code for a protein of 332 amino acids. The record is from RefSeq and is a predicted model, not a curated record. The transcript has 4 exons. Gene Ontology annotation, molecular function: oxidoreductase activity. NCBI's taxonomy places the organism in Eukaryota, Fungi, Ascomycota, Sordariomycetes, Hypocreales, Nectriaceae.